AUGAUAGCUUCACAAGGCUCUAGUAAGAGACAGAAAAGUUUUCAACUUGCUAGAUCAAGCCAGUCUCAAAGGCAGGGUCAAAAAUCAGCUCAGAGUUUAGCAAGUAGGUAUGCUCAACAGACUACUUCUGUGGCCAGUUCUGGAGACUCAGGAAGAAGUCUUCCACCAGAGUGCGACCACUGCAAAAGGAGACAUACUGGUACUUGCAGAUUGCUGACAGGAGCUUGUUUCAUAUGUGGCUCUAUAGAUCACAUUAUGAGGGAUUGUUCUAAGAAGCAAACAGCCUCAGCACCAGCAAUAGAAAGAAUUGUACCAGUAACUCGAAAGACUAGAAGCAAAGGUAGAAGUGAGCCGACAGGUACCUCUAGUCAAAGAGUGUCAGAGACUGUGGACAGACCAGAAUCUAGAGCACCUGCCAAAGCCUAUGCCAUUAAAGCCAGAGAGGAUCAGGAUUUCCCAGAUGUUAUCAUAGACAUACUAGAUCAGGAUAUAGUAGUAACUAAUCCUUUUGGCCACAAUGUAGUUGUCAGUAAAGUAUUUAAAGAUUGCCCCAUUUUGAUUCACGAUCACAUUUUUCAUAGAGAUUUGAUUGAAUUACCUUUUCGAGAGUUUGAUGUGAUUCUAGGAAUGGAUUGGUUAUUUAGACACCAGGUUAUAGUUGAUUGUAGAAAGAAGAGAAUCACGCUAAAGACACUGAAAGGUGAAGAAGUAGUAGUUGUGGGCGAGAGAUCAGAUUUUCUCUCUAAUGUUAUUUUUGCUACUGCAGCCAGAAGAAUGAUAAGAAAGGGUUGUGAGACAUACUUAGCCUGUGUUUUGGAGGCUAAGAAAGAGAAACCUAUUGUGCAAGAUAUACCUACUAUUUGCGACUUCUUUGAUGUCUUUCCAGACGAAUUACCAGGAUUACCUCCAGAAAGAGAAGUAGAAUUUUCCAUAGAAGUUAUACCAGGCACUACACCCAUAUCAAUUGCUCCCUAUAGGAUGGCUCCCACAGAAUUAAAAGAAUUAAAACUAAAGGGAGCGGGUGUCUUUUCUAAAAUUGACCUAAGAUCAGGUUAUUAUCAGCUCAGAGUAAAGGAUGUAGAUAUUCCAAAGGCUACGUUCAGGACCCGAUAUGGACAUUAUGAAUUCCUUGUCAUGCCAUUCCGAUUGACUAAUGCUCCAGCUACAUUUAUGGACUUGAUGAAUCGUAUCUUUCACCCUUUCUUGGACCAGUUUGUUAUUGUGUUCAUAGAUGACAUUCUAGUCUAUUCAAAGACAAAAGAAGAGCAUGAUAGGCACUUGAGGAUUGUGUUACAAAUGCUAAGGGAGAAACAACUUUAUGCUAAAUUCAGCAAAUGUGAAUUUUGGUUGAAUGAAAUAUCUUUUCUGGGACAUGUAGUAUCUGCAGAAGGCAUAAGGGUCGAUCCCAAAAAGAUAGAGACUAUCCUUGCAUGGAAGCCACCCAAGAACAUUACAGAAGUCAGAAGCUUCUUGGAGUUAGCUGGUUAUUACAGAAGGUUUGUAAAAGGAUUCUCUCAAAUAGCUGCUCCAUUGACAAGGUUGUUGCAGAAAAAUGUCAAGUUCGAAUGGAAUGACAAGUGUCAGGCCAGUUUUGAUUGA
Messenger RNA from Manihot esculenta (cassava), 1599 nucleotides. RefSeq lists its product as uncharacterized. The transcript is spliced from 3 exons. Bases 1 to 1599 code for a protein of 532 amino acids. Gene Ontology annotation, molecular function: zinc ion binding; nucleic acid binding. The record is from RefSeq and is a predicted model, not a curated record. NCBI's taxonomy places the organism in Eukaryota, Viridiplantae, Streptophyta, Magnoliopsida, Malpighiales, Euphorbiaceae.